UGAGCGGCACCUUGCUCUCGCGCAGGCGCAGUCGCGCGGCCACCGAAGCUUUCGGAUUGAGGUUUCUUACUCUUUGUCUUUUGCUGCCGCUGAGGGAAUUCAACUUUGAGGUCCACUUUAUCCUUACCAUUUUAGCAAGUAAAGAAAUGAAGGCUCAGAAGACAAGAAGAGAGGAAAAAAAGCAAUAAUAUAUUCCACAGAUCCUGGUUCCCCAGAAAUAAGCCUGCUUAUGUGAAAUAAGAAAGGAGGUCCUGGAACUAAGAAUUUAUUCUCAUUGUAGAAGACCUAGCCAAGACCUCACCCCAGAGCUUUGAGGUAGAGGCAGAAGAGACACAGGAGAGAUCAGUCUCAGACUGGCUAACCAUCUCAUGUGGGCAACAGAAAAUGACCAUGUUACAGGAGUCAUUGUCAUUUGAAGAUUUAUCUGUGGACUUCACCCAGAAGGAAUGGCAGCUGCUGGACCCCUCUCAGAAGGACUUAUACAAGGAUGUCAUGUUGGAGAACUAUAGCAGCCUAGUAUCAUUGGGAUAUGAAGUUAUGAAACCAGAUGUGAUCUUCAAGUUGGAACAAGGAGAAGAGCCAUGGAUAGUAGAUGGAGAAAUUGCAAGUUCAGACUCUCCAGAAGAAGUCUGGCAAGUAGAUGGUCACAUGCUGUGGCAUCAGGAUAACCAAGACAAGCUUAAAAAUGUGAAAAGAGUUCAUGGAUGUGAUGCAUUUGGGAAAAAAUUCGAUCUGAGCAUGAACUUUGUUCCUGUAAGGAAAUCACACAGUGAAAGUGACUUAGAUGGAAUAAUUUUAAAACAUCAUGUAGAUUUACUUAUUCCAAAAGCUGACUGCGAAAAAAUGGAACCAAAUGACUUUAAUGUAUUUGAUAAAUUAUUUCUCCAUACCAAGCCUGAAGAAACUGACACUUGGUUAAAAUACUAUGAAUAUGAUAAAUAUGACAGAAUUAGCUACAAGAAGUCACAGAUUGUCAUAUAUCACAGAACUCGUUUAGGGGAGAAACUCUUUGAAUGCUGUGAAUGUAGGAAACGCUUCAGCAAGAAAUCAAGUCUCAUUAAACAUCAGAGCAGGCAUAUAAGAGAACUAGCCUAUGGCUGUGGUAAAUGCGGCAAAACCUUUCCGCAGAAGUCACAGUUUAUUACACAUCACAGAACUCAUACAGGAGAGAAACCCUAUGAUUGUAGCCAAUGUGGGAAAGCUUUCUCCCAGAAAUCACAGCUCACAUCCCAUCAGAGGACACAUUCAGGAGAGAAACCCUAUGAAUGUGGUGAAUGUGGAAAAGCCUUCUCUCGAAAGUCACAUCUCAUAUCACAUUGGAGGACACACACUGGAGAAAAACCCUAUGAAUGCAGUGAAUGUGGUAGAGCCUUCAGUGAAAAGUCAAAUCUCAUUAAUCACCAAAGGAUUCAUACAGGAGAGAAACCUUUUGAAUGCAGGGAAUGUGGGAAAGCUUUCAGCAGGAAGUCACAACUCAUUACACAUCACAGGACUCACACAGGAACGAAACCCUAUGGAUGUAGUGAUUGUAGAAAAGCCUUCUUUGAGAAGUCAGAGCUCAUUAGACAUCAGACAAUUCAUACUGGAGAGAAACCCUAUGAAUGCAGUGAAUGUAGGAAAGCAUUUAGAGAAAGGUCAAGUCUUAUUAAUCAUCAGAGAACCCAUACAGGAGAGAAACCCCAUGGAUGCAUUCAAUGUGGGAAAGCUUUCUCUCAGAAGUCACAUCUCAUAUCACAUCAGAUGACACACACAGGGGAGAAACCCUUUAUAUGCAGUAAAUGUGGGAAAGCUUUCAGCAGGAAAUCUCAGCUUGUUAGACACCAGAGAACUCAUACAGGAGAAAAACCUUAUGAAUGCAGUGAAUGUGGCAAAGCUUUCAGUGAAAAACUAAGUCUCACGAAUCAUCAGAGAAUUCAUACAGGAGAAAAACCUUAUGUAUGCAGUGAAUGUGGGAAGGCCUUUUGUCAGAAGUCACAUCUCAUAUCUCAUCAGAGGACUCAUACAGGAGAGAAACCCUAUGAAUGUAGUGAAUGUGGAAAAGCCUUUGGUGAGAAGUCAAGUCUUGCCACUCAUCAGAGAACUCACACAGGAGAAAAACCCUAUGAAUGCAGUGACUGUGAAAAAUCUUUCUCCCAGAAGUCACAGCUCAAUACUCACCAGCGAAUUCACACAGGUGAGAAACCCUAUGAAUGCAGUUUUUGUAGGAAAGCUUUCUUUGAGAAAUCAGAGCUAGUUAGACAUCAGAGAACUCAUACAGGAGAAAAACCCUAUGAAUGCAGUGAGUGUAAAAAAGCCUUCAGGGAGAAAUCAAGUCUCAUUAAUCAUCAGAGAAUACAUACAGGAGAGAAACCUUUUGAAUGCCAUGAAUGUGGCAAAGCCUUUUCUCGUAAGUCACACCUCAUACCACAUCAGAGGACCCAUACAGGUGAGAAACCCUAUGGGUGCAGUGUAUGUAAAAAGGCAUUCUCUCAGAAGUCACAGCUUGUUAAUCAUCAGAGAAUUCAUACAGGAGAGAAACCUUAUCAAUGCAGUGAAUGCCCAAAAGCCUUCUCUCAAAAAUCACAGCUCAUUAAUCAUCAGAGAACUCACACAAAAAAGACAUGCUUCUCCUCACAUCCAGUUAUCACCUUUGCUGGCAUCAGUGGCUUAUCUCGUUGCAUUACUCAGAUCCUCAUCGUCUCGUUUGACUAUUCAAGGUUCCGGCUUUUCCAGGUUUUACCGUACAAUAAUUCCUCUCCCUUUCUAUCGCAUUCGGACUCUGAGCUCUUCGAAGACAUGGACGUUUCUGUUGUCGCCGGCUGCCGGGCACGUCUCCAGUCGCAGUCGGCGCGGUCCCGAGUCAUUCUGGAAGUUGUAGUUUUCCGAGUGUGGGGCCCUUCGUCCUUAGAUCGGAGGCCGCGAUACCUUCUGGGAAUUGUAGUUGUCCUAGGCCAGCGACCUUCGUCUCCGGGAGCUGUCGGCGCGGCACCGAUGCAUUCUGGGAGUCGUAGUUUUCUGAGGGCCUGUGGGCCCGGCCUGUGCCGUGGAGCACUUCGGGGAUCUGGGCCAGUGACUCUGUUCCGAGUCCGGAAAUCCUGUGCCAAGAGUAAGGAGGAACCGCGGCGUCCUGUGACCGCGACUAAAUGCGGAGGUACUGGGAGCGCUGGCCUGGUUUACGCUCCGCAGAGCCCGCGCCGUGGCAAGAACGGAAUGGCCGGAGUCUGGCGCGAUGCCCCACCUGGCGCCCCGGGCCGUUCUGGCUCCCCGACUCUGUGUGUGGUGGGGGUGUCUGUAACGAGAAUCUCCAGUGAGGGGGAACACAGUGCCUCGUGCACGGCCAAGAUGACCUGCUCGCUCAUGUUUCCUUUCUCUCCCUGCCAGCUGUGCCAUUUUAGAUUUUGCUGUUCUCCUCGGUCACUUCUGCGAGCCAUGUUUCAGGGGUCAGUGACAUUCAGAGAUGUGGCCAUAGACUUCUCCCAGGAGGAGUGGGAAUGGCUUCAGCCUGCUCAGAGGGAUUUGUACAGAUGUGUAAUGUUGGAGAACUAUGGCCACCUGGUCUCACUGGCAGGUCUUUCCAUUUCUAAGCCAGAUGUGGUUUCCUUAUUGGAGCAAGGGAAAGAGCCUUGGCUGGGGAAAGGAGAUGUGAGAAGAGAUCUGUUUUCAGUUUCAGAGUCAAACAGUGAAAUCAAUGAGAUUUCUCCAAAAAAUGAUAUUUAUGAAAAUGAUUCAUACCAGUAUUUGAUAAUGGAAAGAAUUCUAAGCCACUGCCCUGAGGAUUCCAGUUUUAAAGGCGGUUGGAAGUGUGUGGCUGACACUGAGAUGCUGCAAAGAAGUCAAGGAUGUAUCAGGCAAGUGACAGUCUCUCAUCAAGAAGCCUUGGCUCAACACAUGAGCAUCAAUACUGUAGAGAAGCCCUAUGGAUGCCACGAAUGUGGGAAAACUUUCAGUCGGCGCUUUUCCCUUGUGCUACAUCAGAGAACUCACACUGGAGAGAAACCAUAUGUAUGUAAGGAAUGUGGCAAAACCUUUAGUCAGAUCUCAAACCUUGUGAAACAUCAGAUGAUACAUACUGGAAAGAAACCCCAUGAGUGUAAGGACUGUAACAAAACAUUCAGUUACCUUUCAUUCCUUAUUGAACACCAGAGAACACACACUGGGGAGAAACCCUAUGAAUGUACCGAAUGUGGAAAGGCCUUUAGCCGUGCCUCAAACCUCACUCGACAUCAGAGAAUUCACAUGGGAAAGAAACAGUAUAUAUGUAGAAAAUGUGGAAAAGCCUUUAACAGUGGUUCAGAACUCAUUCGCCAUCAGAUUACACAUACGGGAGAGAAACCUUAUGAGUGCAUUGAAUGUGGGAAGGCAUUUCGCCGUUCCUCACACCUUACACGCCAUCAGAGCAUUCAUACUACUAAAACUCCCUAUGAAUGUAAUGAAUGUUCGAAAGCCUUCCGUUGCCACUCAUUCCUUGUUAAACAUCAGAGAAUUCACGCCGGAGAAAAGCUCUAUGAAUGUGAUGAAUGUGGUAAAGUUUUCACUUGGCACGCAUCUCUUACUCAACAUAUGAAAAUUCAUACUGGAGAAAAACCCUAUGCUUGUGCUCAAUGUGACAAAGCCUUCAGUCGGAGCUUUUCCCUCAUUCUACAUCAGAUAACUCAUACUGGGGAGAAACCCUAUGUAUGUAAUGUAUGUAACAAAUCCUUCAGCUGGAGCUCAAACCUUGCUAAACAUCAGAGAACACACACUCUAGAGAACCCCUAUGAAUAUGAAAAUUCAUUUAAUUACCACACAUUCCUUACUGAACACCAACGAAUUCACAUUGUAGAAGAAAGCUAAGAAUGUAGAUUAUUUAAAAAAAAAAAAGAAAAGCAGUUAAUGCCU
Molecule: messenger RNA, 4857 nt
Organism: Trichechus manatus latirostris (Florida manatee)
Lineage: Eukaryota; Metazoa; Chordata; Mammalia; Sirenia; Trichechidae
Exons: 13
Coding region: 385-4812 (1475 amino acids)
Biological process (GO): regulation of DNA-templated transcription
Source: RefSeq, a predicted model, not a curated record